Molecule: messenger RNA, 1728 nt
Organism: Mercenaria mercenaria
Lineage: Eukaryota; Metazoa; Mollusca; Bivalvia; Venerida; Veneridae
Product: centromere protein S-like
Exons: 4
Coding region: 62-478 (138 amino acids)
Biological process (GO): resolution of meiotic recombination intermediates; replication fork processing
Cellular component (GO): Fanconi anaemia nuclear complex; FANCM-MHF complex
Molecular function (GO): chromatin binding; protein heterodimerization activity
Source: RefSeq, a predicted model, not a curated record
CUUGCUAAAUAUAUUAUCAAUCGUCCAGCGGACUAACUGCGGGAAAAACAAAACAAACAAAAUGUCAACAGAAGAAAACUUUGAGCAAUUAACACAUUGUCAGAGGUUGAAAGCAGCUGUACACCAUACAACACUGAGGGUAUGUAAAGAAAGUGUUGAGGGAAAAGAUGUAGAACUGAACAGAAUGGUGGUUGCUGCAAUCUCAGAAGCCACAUGGAAAAGAUUUGAAACAUGGGCCACAGAUCUUGAGAUGUUUGCAAAACAUGGAAAAAGAUCAACAGUAAAUGCAGAUGACGUGAAGAUGUUGAUCCGGAAAAGUCCAAAAUUAUUAGAGCAUAUAAACAUGCUACAGGAGCAGAUGAAUGCAUCUAAGGGAGAAACUAAGAAGAAAACAAAGAAGACAAAGUCAAAAGAUACAACAGCACAAACAUCAAGUACUGUUACACAAAUGGAUAUUGAUGAAGACAGUAGGACUUGAUAUUUGAGGAGUUGAUAUGCCUGUGCCUAUGUGUGUUUGUGUUUUGUUGUACAUAAUCAGGAACUGAACACAUUGUAGAUUUGGAUGGAAACCAAUGUAGAUUUGGAUGGAAAGUGGCCUUAAUAGCAGAAUCAUAUUACUGCUGAAGUUCUAAGAUGUUACAGCUUUGUGAAUUAAAGAACUGCAUGAUUUUAAAAAGUGCAUUUGUUGAGCUCGUUGGCUGCAGAGGAACAUUUGUCAUACUACUACAAUAUCACAGUUUCAGUUAGGAAGGCUUUUGUAACCACUCUUUCAUCAGUUGAAUGAUGCUGUUACUAAGAAAUAUGAGAUAAAGCUAAAAUUUCAAAAGUUUGCGUGUAAGCAGGUUUCUCAGAAACUUUUAGGCAAAAUACUAUCAACUUCACACUUGUCUUUGGUUAACUUCAUAGGAUAAGUUAAUAACUCUAGCUUCUGUUUUGUGAAUCUUAGGCCCCUUAUCAACUUUAAAUUCUGGGUAAAUCUUUGCCUGAAAAUAGGUUUCUCAAAACCUGCUAGGCCAAAUGCUUUCAAACUUCACACAUUUCUUUGGCAUCAUGGGGACUUCACAUGAUAAGUUACAUAACUGAAUAUCACUGUAUCUUAUGUAAUUGAAACUAUGCACACUUGUUUUUCAUCAUAAGGAGACUAUGUAGGCCAAGAUCUAUAACUUUGAUAUGCAUUUUGUUAGAAUUAUUGCCCUUUUUCUUGGUUAAAAUUGUGGUUUAGGUCCACUUUACCCAAAAACUGCAAGAGCUGCAGCUUUGAAACUUUACAGACUUAAUUCUCAUUAUUAGAUGAGUAAGUAGACCAAGAACCAUAACUCUAACCUGCAUUUUUUCAGAAUUGUGGCCCCUUUUGUUCUUAGAAAAUCAGUAUUUCUUGGUUGUUUUUGUUUAAGUUCACUUUUCUUGAAUACUAACUAUAGCUUUGAGAAAGAAGUCCAAUAACUGUAAUUCUUUUAUUACAUAUUGUCCAGCACUUGCAGAUGAGCGAUGGCACUCGCAGGUGGUACUCUUGUUAAUAUUUACAUUCUUUUCCAUUGAAAUUAUGACCAUCAUUCUGCGAAUAGUUGUGGAGAACAUUCCUUAGAUGACAUCCAAUUUAUUCAGUCUUAUGAACAGAAUGGCCAGGAAGCUGAUUUUAAUGCUAAAUGCAACAAAAUGUGUGGAAUUUAUAAUAUAACCUUGUUUAGAAUUGGAAAGGAAAUAAAAUGUAAAUAUAUGUAUAAGAAA